This is a messenger RNA of Dama dama (fallow deer), 651 nucleotides long. RefSeq names its product ferritin heavy chain-like. Gene Ontology annotation, molecular function: ferrous iron binding; ferric iron binding. The transcript has a single exon. Bases 1 to 651 code for a protein of 216 amino acids. NCBI's taxonomy places the organism in Eukaryota, Metazoa, Chordata, Mammalia, Artiodactyla, Cervidae. The record is from RefSeq and is a predicted model, not a curated record. Gene Ontology annotation, cellular component: cytoplasm. Gene Ontology annotation, biological process: iron ion transport; intracellular iron ion homeostasis.
AUGGGAAGGUUCCGGGGAGGCCGCUGGCGCCCGCGACCCCGCCGAUGCUGGGCCCACACUCACAUCGUCCGAGCCGCCAUUCCCUCGGUCUUGGAGUCACCCGACUUGGUGCCCACACCAACUUCGGAGGUGCGUCAGAACAACCGCCCUGAGUGUGAGGCCGCGGUCAACAGCCACGCCGCCCUGGAGUUCCACGCCUCCUUCCAGUGCCUGGCUGUGGCCUUCUACCUCAACCGUGAUGACGUGGCCCUGAAGCACUUCCACCGCUUCUUCCUGCUCCGCUCCCACGAGCACAGCAAGACAGCGGAGAGCCUGAUGUUCCUGCAGAAAGAGCGUGGGGGCCGCGUCUGCUUCCUCAACAUCAGAAAGCCUGAGAGCCAAGAGUGGGAGAGCGGGCUCCAGGCCAUGCAAGACACCCUGCACCUGGAGAAGUGCGUCAACCAGAGCCUGCUCGACCUGCACCAGCUGGCCAUCGAGAGCUGCGACGCCGACCUGUGCUACUUCCUGGAGACCGGCUACCUGGACCAGCAGGUCAAGUUCAUCAAGGAGCUGGAGGACCAUGUCAGCAGCCUGAGCAACGCAGGGUCCGCGGAAGGCGGCCUGGCAGACGACGUCCUUGACAAGCUCACCCUGGGCCACGGCAAUAAGUAG